AUGCAUGAACCAGGACCGAUAUUUUGGGAUGACACCGAUGAUCGUUUCUUGGUUUGUCACGCUCAAGCGUCGUCACAGCAUGUCCUUGACGAAAUGAUUCUAACCAUGUUCGUAACAUCGGAUCAUGGUAUUCAAUUGCAAGAUCUUUCACGAAAAUCACAUGCAUGCGACGUUUUGGUCGGGCGUUUCGAGUCUCCUCAUCUUUACUUCAUGAGAAGGACUGAGUUUGAGAGCGAAGGAGGUCCGAGGGGAGAGUCUAUCGGCCGAUUCCUAAUCGCCAAGUCGUUGCGCGAGUUUUCUGGUGUAGAGAAUUGUGACCAGUCAACACGGAAGGGAAUGAUGGACUUCUGCUACUACCUCACAAUCGGCCAAAUGGAUGAAGCUUUCAAAGCAAUUCGAUUCAUUAAAAGCGAGAGUGUCUGGGAGCACAUGGCGUCGAUGAGUGUGAAGACCCGCCGUUUGGACGUGGCAGUAGUUUGCCUCGGCAAUAUGAGAAAUAUACGUGGCGCCAGAGCUCUUCGAAAGUCACAAGAAGCUGGCGAGAGUGAAGCUUUGCAAUGCGCUGCCUUGGCCGUAGAACUCGGCAUGUUGGAUGAAGCAGAAGCGAUUUAUGUCAAUGCUGGGAGGUAUGAUAUGGUGAACAAGAUCCACCAAGCGCAAAACGCCUGGAACCAGGUCGCAUCCCGUCACGAUCGGAUUCAUCUGAGAAACACCCACUACAAUUAUGCAAAGUAUUUGGAGAAAGCUGGUGCUCUUGAGCCUGCCAUAGAAAAUUUUGAGAAAUCUGGCACUCACCAUUUCGAAGUACCUCGAAUGUUCGCCGAUAGUCCGAAAAUUCUGGAAAGCUACGUGAGGCGAAAAAAAGAACCAGAACUUCAUGCAUGGUGGGCACGAUACCUUGAAAGUAUUGGUGAACUAGAUGGAGCCAUCAAUUCCUACACUGCUGCAAAGGAUAUCAUGUCACUCGUACGAAUCAAAUGCACGCAAGGGAAAUUGGAUGAGGCGGCCGCCUUAGCUCUUGAAAGCAACGAUCGUGCAGCUUGCUUUCACCUGGCUAGAAUCUACGAAGCCGAAGAAAAUUUCCCUAAAGCGGUAGAUUUCUACACCAGGGCGCAUGCCUACAACAGCGCUAUUCGCCUAGUAAAGGAGCACGACAUGCGAGAUCUUCUAGCUAAUCUAUGUCUGAUGGCUGGAGGAAGUGAGAUUGUUGAAGCGGCCAGGUAUUUCGAGGAUAUUCCAGGAUAUGUUCAUCAAGCUGUCAUGCUGUAUCAU
This is a messenger RNA of Cooperia oncophora, 1272 nucleotides long. NCBI's taxonomy places the organism in Eukaryota, Metazoa, Nematoda, Chromadorea, Rhabditida, Trichostrongylidae. The record is from the annotation of a GenBank genome assembly.